This is a messenger RNA of Durusdinium trenchii, 246 nucleotides long. The record is from the annotation of a GenBank genome assembly. NCBI's taxonomy places the organism in Eukaryota, Dinophyceae, Suessiales, Symbiodiniaceae.
AUGAAGCGCAAUGAAGAGUUGGAGCGGGGUGAUGCUAGGGAGGCGGAGAUUGAACAACUCAAAAAUCAGCUCAAGGCAAAGACUCAAGAGGUCGCGGAGACCACGAAGGCUAGCUCGAUCAACUCCAGGAGACAGUCCACAGACUUGAUGGCUCAAAUGGAGCAGAUGAAGAAGCAACUGGAAAAUGCUAAGAAGGAGACUUGCGGGCCAGCGCCGGUCCAGCGUCAAAGUUCCUCCUCCAGAUGA